This is a messenger RNA of Talaromyces stipitatus ATCC 10500, 5643 nucleotides long. RefSeq names its product Dishevelled, Egl-10, and Pleckstrin domain protein. NCBI's taxonomy places the organism in Eukaryota, Fungi, Ascomycota, Eurotiomycetes, Eurotiales, Trichocomaceae. The transcript has a single exon. The record is from RefSeq and is a predicted model, not a curated record. The coding region runs from base 1 to 5643 and encodes 1880 amino acids. Gene Ontology annotation, biological process: intracellular signal transduction; negative regulation of TORC1 signaling; positive regulation of autophagy. Gene Ontology annotation, molecular function: GTPase activator activity. Gene Ontology annotation, cellular component: GATOR1 complex.
AUGAUACCGCGGCGUGCGCCCUCCAGAGGCUCUCACCUCCGUCAAGUCAGUGCCGCUAGCCUAGGGAGCAACUCAUCCAUUGCAUCUCCACCACCACAAGGCGCGUCAACUGCCAAUUUAAGAAUUGAUAAUUCUUUCUCUGGUGGACCAUGGCGGCAAAUAUGUACACUUUGGAUUCAUGACGAAUCUUUUUCCAAGGAUGAGUUCUUAUUCAACAACUCGGCCUUCGGUGACUCUGGGAUCAGCCCAGGUGAUAUCCUUGAAGUCAUUGGUAUAGACGCAAACUCGGAUCUGGCUUCAAGAAAGCUCACUGAUAGCGGCUUCGAAAGCGACGGUAACUUGAACUCCAAUGCUCGCUCGAAGUUCUCGUCGCCCGCUCAGCACAGAUGUCUCUUCAUUGUGAAACCGAUGCCACAGGAUGUCAAACAACGAAGUCCAAAGCUGGAGCUUUCCAUCAAUCGUUCUGUUGCCAAUAUCUUUGGCUUCAAAAAUGGCUGUCACGUGUUUAUCUCUCAUAUCGAGCGCUCUCAAUGCUCAGCAUCUCACAUUGACAUCUCUUUUCGGGACCAAUAUCUAGUGCGCGCUGAUAUGUGGAGAUUAGUCACUUCCGAAUUGGUCAACAAGACUGUUUAUAAAGGACAAAAAAUAGUCUUCAUGGGCACCAUUAGGGCAACAGUAAAGAAUAUCUUCAUUGGGGGAAAGAAAGUGCUUUCAGGAUAUUUUGCACCCAACACGAUUCCUGUUUUCCGAAGCGAAGCAUCAAGAUAUGUCGUUUUUAUCCAAAUGGCAAGAGAAAUGUGGGACUUUGAUGCUGAAGGCACCGGAGAUAUCCUGUUUAGCAGGGUUAUCAACGGUUUCCUGCCUGAGCUUUUCAAACGUUGGGCAAAUAUUGAUGCCAAACACUUGGUGACCAUUGUUCUAUUCACCCGAGUAGAAUAUGACACUCCUUUGGAAAGUGGAAUCAAACCUUUGGAGAGCUUGAAGUCUAGAAAUCACGUUUCUACCAGGGAUUUCUAUCGAGUCGUUGUGAACGACAUCGCAAGUGGUCAUUGGACAACAAUUCUGGACGAACUUAAAGCAAACUUUAGAACAUUUUUAAGGGAUGUCAUGAUCCAAAAUUUUUCCGGAACCGAUAACGCCAAUGAUGAAGGACAGCGACUUUCUAUUUCUGGUCAUCCUGCAUCAGCCAUCAAGGGAAACACGCUGGAAGCUAUUCACUUAGCUACAUCAUACCUGUCCAAUGAGAAUAUUGAUCGUGACUUAGCUCGCACCGGUCACUCGAUUGUCGUGAUCACUCCAGGUACUGGACUGUUUGAAGUUUCCUAUGAAGCUUUGGCCGCUACCACUGAGGCCGUAACAAACAUGGGAAUAGCAAUUGAUCUGGUUAGUUUGAGUCCUAUGCCGCUUCACUCUGUACCUCUGUUCAAAUACAAAACUCCAAACGAGAGAUCACAUGAUUCCCACUCGAAGAGAUUUCGGAGCAUCAAUCAUUUGGAAACAGAUGCCUCGAUUCCGGGUUUCAGCAGUAGAUCGCCACCUGCUUCUUUCAAAGACACAGAUCUGGGUUCAACCGGCAGGCCUUUGUCAUCACAGGAUAACCCCCCAGCGCACUCCAAGGAAUGGAAUUAUGGAAUACCACAUUGGUUGGAUAUCUCUUUCUGGAAUCCAACAACCUACAAAGAAGGUCGGCGUAUCACUAAAAACGAUUUGAAUGCUCCAAUUCCUUUUACUGUCAACAAAAGGACCAAGACGUUCGUGCCACGGGUAAGGUUGUAUGAAAUCCAAAUGAUGGGUAUCAUGGAAAGCGAGCAGUCCAAUAUAUCGAUUCCUUACCUCUCGGAGAAGAAUUUCGGCUUUCAAAGGGGCGAGACAAGCUUCUCAGACAUAUUUCCAGAUGCACUGACGCCCAAAUCUGGCAAACAAGCACAGUCCCCUAGCUCCUCAUUCAAAGCUCAGUUGAGUGACAGUUUGAGGCCGGAAGCAUUUCUACCAAGUUUUACAAACUCUAGGAUGUUGAUGAUUAACAGUCCAGCAAGACAACAGAAGAAAGUGGCAAACUGGAUGGAUGAAUAUGAUGAAAACGUCCUUCGGCCAACUCCCAAGAAAUAUCACAGCCGCAAGACAAACCCGCGGCGACUGCUUGAGUCUAAGAACCUUGUUUCUCGUACAGAGCGCUCAUCUGUACGGUCCAUAACAAGUCCAAGAGACCGCGAGUCUCUCGAUUUGGAACGUUCACCUUCGGCACAAUUAAGUCCACACGGUCGAGACGUAGCAAUAUCACCUCAACUUGCUGCUGCUCCUCCUCCUUCUCGACCAAAGGAUCAGCAGCCGAUGAAACCGGCAAUAAAAACGCAAAAGACUCCUAGAAUUUCGCGAACAAUCAGCUUUGCUCUGCGCGGGCUCGGUGUUGGAGUUCCGCGAGCUCAGGCUAGUACAGGUGUCAACGCAGAACACGCUGUGGGUCGCGCUACCCCAGCAAAGAGUACAUCCUCUGCCAGCAUGUCGGAUAUUGAGGGCUCACCAAGGCCUCUUUCUUCGACUUUGGACGACACUUCUUCGAUAGCAAGCAUGGAAUUACCUCCUCAUUCCCUUACUCCCAGGAAGUCCAUGGAAACCGUCGAUCUUCCCCAGCCUCUACCAAUUUCUCAGGCUCGACCGAUAUCUAUCAAAAGCAUUAGCAGAAAAUCAAUUGAAGGAUCUCACGAUGAUCGUGCCCGUACUGAGGCCCCACUACCCACGACUGUAGAGAUGCCUAUGGAAACUGGUGCGCAUGGAGCAAGUCAAGGGCCAUUUCCCAUGAAAAGAACUGGCCCUCAAAGACCUGGGCCAAGAUUUGAGAUCACAAGGUCGCAGGACCCUCCUACUGGCGUAUCUCCGAUUCGGACCCUAAAUCCCUGGGUCAGGUCAAUAAAUCCUUCAAAUACUCCGAGAGCCUCAUUGAGAGAUGCGAGCUGGUUCGGCCGCUGGCAGCAUGCUUAUCCCCGACCACCACAUGUUGCUGUAGUCAAAUGGAAGAGUUUGAAAACCCCUGCGAUACUCCCUUUAACUACAGAAGAAUUUCCUACUUCCAAGGAACUAACAGCCAAUUACCUCGAAACACCAUAUCGAGUAUUUCCCAAUGACGACCACGAUACCAGUGAAACUUCAAGAUCACAUGAAGAGAUAUUGCGAGAUAUGGUAGCUCUGCGCCUCUCCCAUGGCUUUCAAAUUGUCAUUGGAAGUGCUGUAGCGGAGGCAUUUGGCGAAUCCUCCCUAGAAGCACUUAAUGUCUUUGACCCAAAACGCCUAGGACAAGAAGAUGCAACCGUUGUUCUCUCCAAAGGCAACGUUAUUCAUAGACUUUCAAGCGUCACUGGCGGCGAAAUUGAGGUUACAAGAUUCACACGCCUUUCCAAUUCGUCAAACCAUGACAAAGGCGAUUCUUAUACUUAUACUCAUGCAAUCCGCACAAUAUUGGCCAAAAAGUACGAGUUGACCGACGUAAAGCUCAUGACAUCGACUAACGAAUACAAUUGGAACUAUGCCGACAACUACAUUGCCGGUCAUAGGGAUCAUUUGACGGACCCAGCGAGGCAGUUAAGAUUUUGGCGAAUCCGAUUCGUACUCAUUCCCUUACAUCUACCUCCUAAUGCUAGACGCCACAUACAAUCCUUUAGCGAGGAUAAUGAGGAAGAAAUCCAUCUACUCGGCAUCAGUCAGUUGACUUCAUUAUGGCAGCGUAAUAAGUACAUACCAGCAGACGACAAGCGGUUUCAAUCACAUGGGCGAACACAAAAGGACCCAAAUCCACUAAACAUUCUCUACCAGACUCAAGACCCUUCGGACAUGGUAGGGGCCGAGCUUGAGAGACUGUUGCUCACUGAUCCUGGGCUUGACAAUGCACCCGCUCAGCUUCUACCGGAGUCGGAGCUACUUGAUCGGUCCGACUUUGGUCCAGGAUCCCUUAUGGAGCUUGCCCAAAUCAUGCAAGGCGAGACAGGCGUACGUUUGAUGGACCGAAGAUGGCAUUUCCGGCUUCACUAUAGCUGCUUCAUAGGCUCUGAAUUUACGACGUGGCUUGUACAAACAUUCAGAGAUAUAGACAGCCGUGACGAGGCCGUCAAAUUCGGAAACGAGCUUAUGAAAUUAGGGCUAUUUGUCCACGUGGAGAAAAGGCACAAUUUCCGAGACGGUAAUUAUUUUUACCAGAUUGCUACACCAUAUCGCGCCUCGCGACCGGAGUCAAAAAGUGGUUGGUUCCCAGCUCUCUCUGGAAAAUCGGAUUAUUCACUUCCUCCUACGCCAUCUGGUGAGGUUCCAAGAGACUCUCCUUCAGCCGAUGCUUCGAAGUCGGAGAACUCAAGCGAGACGGUUACGUCGAGAAUGAACACCCCGUCAAAGGCCAAGAAUAAAAUGACUGUUAUGCUUUCCAAGUCCAUGAAGUAUGAUGUCGAUCCUCGCAAGCGUUCAGGCCGACCAGAAGUUGUGGACCUACAUUACGACAGACUACAUAACCCGGAGAACUGCUUCCAUAUUGAGUUGAGCUGGAUGAGUGCGACUGCCAAGUUGAUCGAUGAUGCAGUCGCUUCAUGGGCCUCAACGGCAGAUAAAUACGGACUAAAGCUUGUGCAAGUACCAAUUGCUGAAGCGGCAGCUAUCGUCAAAACUCAAACGUUCAGAAAGCUUUACCACGUAAAGCUGAGUGUUGAGCCGCCACCUCCCCCUGCGAGAUCCCUUUCAUAUGGUGCGACGAACUUCUCACAGCAAGGCAGACCGGAUAAACAUUUCUACCACAAAGCACUUCUACGAAAGUUCGACUUCGUUCUGGACUUCGAAGCCGCAUCUGCAUUUUCACCGGAUGUCGAAGUGCUGUAUUCUUGGGGCAAACCCGAUUACCAACAUACGCAGUACAUCCAUCGGUCAGGAUGCCUACUUGCUCAGAUAUCUGACAAAGGGGAAUUCCUGUUCCUUGCAAAUCGACUAUUCAGCACAAAAAGUGCAGCUGGUCGAGACGCCACGCACCAUAAAUUCGAACACCGCAGCGGCAGUGAGUUCCACCGCCCUCGUACAAAUACCUAUACCUACGAUCCCAUGUUUUCCCCACGUUUAUCACCACUUGUUCGCGCUGCUGCAGAUCCUUCUUCGUCAACGGCAACAAACAACAUCCCCUCCUUGACAUUAAAUCCACCAACCUCUUCCCCAUCUAGCUUCUCAACAGCCUCAAUCGACUCCGCCAAUCUAUACAAAACACCUGAAAAUCUCAAAACUCAAAUCGAAGAAUUCUGCAACGAUCCCAUUCGUCUCCAACAAUUCUACGCCGAGGAACAUAUCCGUUCUGCAUCAACACGUAUUGGGCCAACGACCGUGCCGCCGUCGUCGGUCACGCAUUCAGCGUUGGAGGCUUCUAUACCGUCCCUGGAACUACCGGCUAGUGUUUUGGGACAUCACAUUUCACCACCUGCGCAGUUGGAGACGCAAUCGUUUUCGAGGAGUAAGGCACUGGGAAGUUUUGAUUUUAUGGGGUCGCCGCUUAAAACGGCGCAGGAUGCGAAUAGUGUUGCUACGGAAGACAAGAAAGAGAAUGACAAAGGGAAAGGAGAGGAAGAGCGAGAAGAACCUCAGACAAAGACCGGUGGUGGGGAUGGUAAUACCAGUCCGACGUAA